GGCCAUGGAUCUGCUCAAGCUGAACCGCAGCGUACAGGAGCCCGGGUGCCGCCCGGGGGUCCCGGUUCUCAACACCAGUCAUGCCGGCAACCUCAGCUGCGAGCCCCCUCGCCUCCGCGGAACCGGGACCAGAGAAUUGGAGCUGGCCAUUAGAGUUACCCUUUAUGCGGUGAUCUUUCUGAUGAGUGUUGGAGGAAAUGUGCUCAUCAUCGUGGUCCUGGGACUGAGCCGGCGCCUGAGGACCGUCACCAACACCUUCCUGCUCUCCCUGGCAGUCAGCGACCUCCUGGUGGCUGUGGUCUGUAUGCCCUUCACGCUGCUGCCCAACCUCAUGGGCACCUUCAUCUUCGGCCCAGUCAUCUGCAAGGCAGUUUCCUACCUCAUGGGGGUGUCCGUGAGCGUGUCCACGCUAAGUCUCGUGGCCAUCGCCCUGGAGCGGUACAGCGCCAUCUGCCGACCACUGCAAGCCCGGGUGUGGCAGACUCGCUCCCACGCAGCCCGGGUGAUCUUAGCCACGUGGCUGCUGUCCGGCCUGCUCAUGGUGCCCUACCCUGUGUACACAGUGGUGCGGCCAGUGGGGCCUCAAGCACUGAAGUGCGAGCAUCGCUGGCCCAGUGCGCGCGUCCAACAAACCUGGUCGGUGCUGCUGCUAAUGCUCCUGUUCUUCAUCCCGGGUGUGGUUAUGGCGGUGGCCUACGGGCUCAUCUCUCGCGAGCUCUACCUAGGGCUUCGCUUUGAUGGUGACAACAGUGAGACCCAAAGCCGGGUCCGAAACCAAGGAGGCCUGCCCGGUGGGACAGCGCCAGGGCCUGUCCACCAGAACGGGGGUUGCCGACCCGAGACCAGCCUGGGUGGGGAAGACAGCGACGGCUGCUAUGUGCAACUACCGCGGUCCCGACUGGAGAUGACAACGCUGACCACGCCUACUCCUGGGCCUGGCCCUGGCCCCAGGCCCAACCAGGCCAAGCUGCUGGCUAAGAAACGGGUGGUACGAAUGCUGCUGGUGAUUGUUGCGCUCUUCUUCGUGUGCUGGCUGCCAGUGUUCAGCGCCAACACCUGGCGCGCCUUCGACAGUCCAGGCGCGCACCGGGCGCUCUCGGGGGCCCCUAUCUCUUUCAUCCACUUGCUGAGCUAUGCCUCCGCCUGUGUCAACCCCCUGGUCUACUGUUUCAUGCACCGCCGCUUUCGCCAGGCCUGCCUGGACACCUGUGCCCGCUGCUGCCCACGGCCUCCACGAGCUCGCCCCCGACCCCUUCCAGACGAGGAUCCUCCUACCCCCUCCAUCGCUUCUCUCUCCAGGCUAAGCUAUACCACCAUCAGCACACUGGGGCCGGGCUGAGGGUUUGGGGGAGUGGAGGAUGAGAAAAGAUACAUAAUCUCUGUAAACUGAUCCAUGCAAACACAUAAGAAACACAAACCAGGACUAAUCCAGGUGGAACCCAACUCCACACACAGACCCUGCACACAGAAAAUUGUAUCUUCGCUGCCCAACCUGGACCAGACAGGAGCCUCACGCGGGAAAGAAGGCACACUUCUCACGUGGGACUGAGCCCCGCCCUGGAUGCCUGACCCUCACAGACAGUGUCCGUAGCAGUGAACUUUCUCUACACAGGGGGACUCUCACAAGGGCUGACUGGCUCACAUGCAUACAUUAAUGGCAAUCUUCUAGAGCACUCAUAGCCUAGUGCAGCUCCGACUUAGGACAUUGCAAGCUGUCCCCAGUUUGACCUUCCUCAUGCAGCACUGAAAAUAUCAACAGGCCUAAUCACAUGCCUUCCUGAGCUGCAGAUCUUUCAGGACCAAAAAGUCCCCUCCUCCCUUUCCAUUAGGCACUGAGGAAAGCCUUCUCUCCUGCCCCUCCCCCCUCAGCAAACUACGUGACACAAGAAUAAAUGACCCAGCAUCCUCCUGGGCCUCCUGAACACUGGCAGGCAGAUGAGCAGGUGUGGCUUACAUGAAGCUUCUUCAUGUGUUUGCUCCCAUGACUACUCAACCCCGUGUCCAACCUUGUGCAAAAAGGCCUUGGUAUGAGCACAGAUAAGGACGAUCGCAUCCUUUCUCUAUUCUUGUCUUGGUCCUACCCAUACUCCAGAGAUGUGGUAGCUGGGAUUCAAAGUGGCAGGUGGGAUAUCCGUGACACUUCAAGGUUCCUGAGUACAUUCUCCCAUUUGGUGCCAUUGUAAUGUAAUGUAUUAAUGCCAUUAAUGUAAUAUAUUAAUGGCUGCUGGUUAAUUUUUUGAUGAAAAGAUAAAAGAUGAAAGACUACAUAAGACUCAGAUUACUCAAUGGGUGUUUGAAACACCAAGAAUCAGACUGUGACAGGUACAUAGAAGUUAAAGAGUGGGGUAUUUGUGUUACAUACUUGAUCUCCUUUAGGGUCAGAAACUGGCCAAGAUACAGUUGAAUAGUUCAAUGGUUCAAUAAAUACAUGAACAGAGAGACUUGGGGAUGACAGGAUGGAAUACAGGACUGGAGGCCAGUGUGGGUCUCAGAGCCCAACUCAUGUAGCUCCAGAGAACAACAGAAACCAGCAACCUUAGCGCUUCACAGAGGGUUGGGGAGAAGACGGGAGGAGAGAAUGGACAAGGGUGAUCAGAGGAGAGCUGUUGGGAGAGGAGAGGUCCUCGAUGCUUGAUGUGGCGACAGAUGGGAAACAGACCCUCAGUUGGGGCUGCUACUGCUGUGAUGAGACCCCGGGACUGAAAACACGUUGGGGUGGAAAGAGUUUAUUAAAGGCUCCCACUUCCACAUCAUAGUCCACUAUUGAAGGAAGUCAUGCAGGAACUCAAACAGGGCAGGAACCCGGAGGCAGGAGCUGAGGCGGAGGCCAUGGAGGGGUGCUGCUUAUUGGCUUGCUCCCCAUGGCUUGCUCCCCCUGUGCACUGUGGCUUGUAUACCUGCACUCACACUUACAUCAUACACACAUAAUAGUAAUUAACUAUUUUAAAACAAGAAAUAACAGCCAACAGCUCCUCAGCUAGGGGUUAGUACCUUAUGAGCCCUCUCCAUGCUGAGUGCUGAGACAAGGGAGACCAGGAGGGUCUGGUGGUUACGUACGAUAUAAAUAUAUUGUAUUCAUGCAGAAAAAUACCCAAAGAAUAAAUUUAAAAAUUUUUUAAGAACCGUAUUGAUGUAAAUCCUGUGGAGACAAGUAGACCCAAGUUUUAUGAGGCAAGGUAUACAAAAAUUUGGUACCUUUACUAAAGAAAAGAAGACAAAGUUGGUGGCUAUAAAAUUGCUUGGAUCCUGACCCAGCACCUUGCGAGUAAGGAGCCUGAAAUGUAAGCUUCAUUAGCUUUGUCUAACAUCCGCCCACUAACCAACCACCCUGGAGAAAGGCUGGGUGCGGGGAGCGCCGUGAAAAGGGACACCAGGCCCUCUGUUUACCAUUAUAGGGUCAUUUCUAUCCCUAGUUUCUCUUGGGUUCU
This is a messenger RNA of Meriones unguiculatus (Mongolian gerbil), 3428 nucleotides long. It is a transcript of the gene Cckbr, whose product is annotated as cholecystokinin B receptor. Gene Ontology annotation, biological process: phospholipase C-activating G protein-coupled receptor signaling pathway. Lineage: Eukaryota; Metazoa; Chordata; Mammalia; Rodentia; Muridae. The record is from RefSeq and is a predicted model, not a curated record. Gene Ontology annotation, cellular component: plasma membrane. The transcript has 5 exons. Gene Ontology annotation, molecular function: cholecystokinin receptor activity; gastrin receptor activity. The coding region runs from base 5 to 1339 and encodes 444 amino acids.